UGUGGCGAAUAGGUUCGUGGACCGGGGACUCAGGGACAUCAAGCAGACCUUGCAACGCAGUACUGAUGACACUUGUGCUUUUCUGAAGAAUGUGGCUGAACCACAUUCACCAUUUGAUGGUGUACAACUACCAGGAACUGGAGUCGUACCUCGACGUGCAUAUAAAUGAUGUGCCCAAUCACAUCUUUCUGGACCUGAUGGAUGUUUCCGAGGGCAAUUCGCUGGCGGAACAGGAGCGCAUCUUGGACAACAUGCCGAAGGCCUACCAGCUGAUGAAGCAAGUGGAUGUCCUGGAGAAGGAGAUGCGCUUCUUGGGGUCCCAGCUGAAAGACGACCAUAAGGACACUGCUCGAUGCGGUGGAAAGGUCCGAGAAGUUUAUCCAAAUUUUAGGCACGAAUUUCAUCAAUGUCCUGGCGAAAAACCUUACCGCGGUAAUCAACGAACGCAUCAAAGACUAUGUUGAAAGGGUGAUCUGGGAGAGCAUGACGAACGUCGGACGUUGCCAGCCCCUCGCCUACAUUUACUAUCAAGGCGUUCACUCCGUCUGUGCCCGUCUAGUGGAUCCCAUCAAUGCCUUUUGGUUGGCCACAAUUAUCUGCGCCCUGCUCCUUCUACCGACACUCGUUGUGUGCCAUCGUCUGAUGUGCUUGUACCUCAGAAUCUAUUCCGCUCCAGUUGACGAUGCAGCAGGUGGAGUCGUGGGUGGCUGUCCCUUCUGCACAGGUCUGCCAGCGCCGGUUGCCAUCUGCCAAGGUGGCCAACAGGCAUAUUGUGAGUGCCCGCUCGGCGACAGGACAGACCAGGCUGAGGCCUCCGAUCCAGUGCAGACGGAACCCCAAGUCCAAGGGGCGAAUAAGAAUCCAGUGACUGAGAGGAGUAAGCGUAAGAACGACUAGAUGCUGUGCAUUUACCAUCAUCGAGGCAAUGAGAGGAACGGCAUGCAUGUGUACUCUAUGUACAUAUGCAAUAUACAACCAUAAUCCAUAACCGAUCCGUCCCCUGUCUUGCCUGAUACCAAAAUAUACCACGGAGCAUGCACGAUCUUGCAUGAGCAUGAGCGUCGUUCCGUAUUUCGAGCUGGUGGCGAAACUGGCUGUAUGUGCUUAUAAUUCCCAACUGGUUCUAGCACGGGCUGUAUGGUAUGGCUCAAGUUUGCUGUGUACCGGUACUCUGGCUUCUCUUCAGUUGUCGAAUAAAUCUUUCGCCUUUUACUAAAGAUUUCCGUGGAGAGGGGCACUCUAAUGAGUCUAAAUUAAUUUUUUGUAGUGCCCUGUCGCAAGACUUGGGGCCAUAAAUGAUAAAUGUUAUUAGGAGGAGAGAUGUAUCGCCCUGACUAUUCCUGAAACUGAAAGCCUUGGAGAAAUCAUCGCUCCACCCCCAGCUUUUGGUCAAGUAAUACAAAUGUAUUAUUAAAAAAAAAUGUAUUUAAACUACGUAAUUACAACUCUAUAAUACAAAUUGUAUUGAUAAAACGUGAAAA
Molecule: messenger RNA, 1481 nt
Organism: Drosophila persimilis
Lineage: Eukaryota; Metazoa; Arthropoda; Insecta; Diptera; Drosophilidae
Product: prominin-like protein
Exons: 5
Coding region: 484-897 (137 amino acids)
Cellular component (GO): membrane
Source: RefSeq, a predicted model, not a curated record